AUGCCUCCCAAGAAGGGCAAGAAAGCGGCGCCAUCGCCUGAAGAGGUGCCAUCGACAGUCACGACCCCUCGAGGCAAGACAUUCGAUACGACAGCCGCCGCCGCAAGACCGAAGCGCGCCAUUACUACCACCAUGCCUCCUCGCGAUCCACCGAACCUAAAGAGAGCCAAGAUCGCCGAGUCAUCGUCGGCCUCUGAAGUUACUCCCAAGAGACGUGGUCGUCCACCUAAGGUCUCGACUCCUAAGACCGUUGCGGCCAUGACACCUAAGGCACCUUCUUCGGCCACACCCAAGAACUCCAGAGUCGGUGAAAGACAAAGCGCUAGGCUGGCUUCGACUCCUGCCAGUGAGAAAGCGUUGCCACCACUAAGAAAAAGCCGCGCCACCAAGUCAGCCAUUCCACCUAAGCGUGGCAGAGGCAGACCGCCGAAGCCCAAGCAGCCUACCCUCAAAGACGGUCAUGAAUCUGCCCCCGACGCUAACGACGAAGCGAGCGAUGGCAUUGAUUACGACGAUCCGACACACGAUGCCAAUAUCACUGAGGCCACAACUAUCAUCCAAGCCGAUCGCAGCUAUUGGCUCAUGAAAGCCGAGCCCGAGUCUCGCAUCGAGCAGAACGCCAACGGUGACGACGUCGACGUCAAGUUUACCAUUGACGAUCUCCGCUCACGCACCGAGCCUGAACCAUGGGAGGGCAUUCGUAACGCGCAAGCCCAAAACAACUUGAAGGCCAUGAAAGUCGGCGAUCUUGCUUUCUUCUACGAGUCGAACUGCAGNAAGCCAGGCAUCGUUGGCAUCAUGGAGAUUGUCAACGAAGCCAGUCCUGAUCCUAAUGCUUUCGACAAGAGCAGCGCUUACUACGAUCUCAAAUCUGAUCCUGCAAAGCCCAAGUGGAUGCUCGUCCACGUCGAGUUUCGUCGCAAGUUCAACGAGAAGUUCACGCUCAAGGAUCUCCAAAAAUUCUCUCAACCUGGAGGUGCUCUCGCUGAGAUGGAGGUCUUCAAGCAGUCACGCCUCUCCGUCACCAAAGUCACCAGGCCUCAGUGGGACUUUAUCAUGAGCCAGAUCGACGAGGACGAUGAAGAUGACAUGGAGGAUUUUGUCGAAGAAGGCGUCGACGGCAGUGGUGGUGAGAACACAGAUUUCGGUAAUGACUUUGCCGCUGCGUUCGAAGCCCCUGCUAACCUCCGCACUGCCAACGAGAUCCCUGACGUUGUCGACCAGAUGUCCACUUACGUCGUGAGCGCCCCUGGUCCCUCCGCCAGAAGUGUAUCCCGUGGCCGCAGAAGCAGACCAAUGUCAGUUUCAGCUGGCCAGCCUGCAGCUUUGCACAACGCCGCUCUGCCUCAUCAACACGACAUUGAUGCCCCAGCCAACUAG
This is a messenger RNA of Aureobasidium vineae, 1380 nucleotides long. The record is from the annotation of a GenBank genome assembly. Lineage: Eukaryota; Fungi; Ascomycota; Dothideomycetes; Dothideales; Saccotheciaceae.